AUGGCGGCUUGCAUGCGGCGAUUUGCGUGCUCGAGCGUCUAUAGAAUGUGUACGACAUUGAACGGAGCUACAACGACAACAUUCACCUACCUCAGAGAUACACGGUUAUUAUUUCAUACUGCUGGUGUCAAUACAGACAAAUACAGAAAAGUUCAAGAAACCACCGAAGGAGAUGUUACGACGGUUGAAGCAGAAUAUGUUUCAGCAACUGCAGCAACUAAAUUCAUUAACGAAGAAUAUAAAGAUGCUUGUCCAAUCUGUCGACUAAACCUCAAGGUAACAUAUAAGGAUGUUUUAAUAUUAAGCCAAUUUAUCAAAGAAGAUGGCUCAAUGUUGCCGAAACGUAUCACAGGUGUUUGCUCUAAGCAGCAUUUGAAUCUGGUAGAGUGUAUUAAGAGGGCUCAUAAAGCAGGUUUAUUACCAGAUCACAAACCAAAAGAAAAAAUGGUUUUACCACCAGGAAUACAAGGAAAGAAGAGAAUCCGUUUACCACGAUUCUGAGGUGGAACAUUUCCAAGCCAUCUUUCAGAAGAUGACAACAAAAGGCAUUGAUUCAGUCAUGGCACCAUCACGAGCAGUGGAGUAUCCAGGAUUACAUUCAAUGAACUUUACGCAAAGGUGCUAAACUAGAGACAGAGCAUAGAGAUGGCUGACUACACCAUUAAUUGGUAGAUAACGUGUAACAUAACUUAAUUUGCCAUUUAUUUCAGGCACCGGAAAAACACCCUGGUUACACCACUGACAAGGUGUCCAAAGUUCCCGGGAGU
Messenger RNA from Anneissia japonica, 767 nucleotides. Its product is annotated as 39S ribosomal protein S18a, mitochondrial-like. NCBI's taxonomy places the organism in Eukaryota, Metazoa, Echinodermata, Crinoidea, Comatulida, Comatulidae. Gene Ontology annotation, cellular component: ribosome; mitochondrial small ribosomal subunit. Gene Ontology annotation, biological process: mitochondrial translation. The transcript is spliced from 5 exons. Bases 1 to 501 code for a protein of 166 amino acids. Gene Ontology annotation, molecular function: small ribosomal subunit rRNA binding; structural constituent of ribosome. The record is from RefSeq and is a predicted model, not a curated record.